GUGAUUUCUUCCGGGUUUUUUCAGUCUCACUUUGUUUUGUUUGGGUGGAUCAGCAGUCGGCUCAGCAUGCCAAAAAGUCCCUUUUUUGUAGCCGUAACGGCCGCUUUCUUUAAGCUCUGUUAAAAACAACAUGUUUUCUGGAAUUUCGCUCAGCAGAACAACACGUUAACGUCAGAAAAGUUAAGUUUUUCGUGAUUUUACUGCGACCUGAGACACCUGUUGCUCCGGUUUCGACAGACAGGUGCCUUCCUCUAAAACGGAGCAGUUUCGGCUCCUCGGACCAGUCAAACUUGGAUUAACUUUAUUCCCUUGUCGUUUUUUGUUUUUUGUUUUUUUUUUGUAACAACAGUGUGAAAGCAUAGCUGGCAUGAAAGUUACAGUAACCUUCGGUGACACCGCAGUGGUGGUCCCCUGUAAAGCUGGAUGGACCGUACGGGAAUUAAUCGAACAAGCCACACGGAGGUACCGCAGGAUAAUAGAACAGCAACAUGGAGACGUUCCUGUGAAUAUUCACCACUUGGAGUACGUUGACGGAGGUAUCCUAGACAUUGACGACUUGCUUGGUGACCUGGUGGAAGACAGAGAAAAGCUGGCGGCUGUGUUUGACGAAGACCAGCGCGGGGGUACGGAGAGUCCCAGAGAGUCCAUAUCCAACGGCUUCUCCAGCGAUGGUGCAAGUCCAGAAGCCAUGCACUAUUGUCCCCACCUGGAGUACGAGGAUUCGAGCAGAGGGGAGAUUGAGGUCAACGAGGCCAUCCUCAAAACCAAUACACCUCUGUUAGUGAGGAGCAGCAGCGACUCUGUUUUGCCACCUCCUCAUGAGACAACACCUCCACCUCCACCUGACGACCAAAGCAGCAAGCCUCCUCCUGAGCCAGAAAUCAGCAGUGUACUGAAAGGAGCCUUGGACAAACUGCACACGGAGAGCCCCCCACCCGAGAAGAUGAACCAGGUUAUCUUCAGUACUCUUACAAAGACAGUUGAGUUCCCAGGUGACCGGGCCCCCCUGGGUAUCCAUGUGGUCCCCUACUGCUCCUCCCUCAGUGGAAGACCUCUGGGCCUCCACAUUAAAGGCAUUGAGGAGAACAGCCGCUCCAAGAGAGACAAUCUCUUCAAGGAGGAUGAAUGCAUUGUCCAAAUCAACGACACGCCACUGCAUGACAAAACCUUCGCACAGUCCCAGGAGGUGUUCCGUCAAGCCAUGUCGUCUCCUUCUGUGCGUCUGGAAGUCCUCCCUGCAGGCAGCAAACCACGUUAUGAGAAGAGCUUGAUCAGUCAGCUUUUCACUGGUGACCACAAAGACCCCCCUGUAAAAACCAAGAGUUCAUUAGUACCCCGCGCUCUAACCGACAGUCAGCCUGAAGCCAAACUGAAACCAAAAGUGCAGUUUCAGCAGCCAGACACACGUACCAAGACCCCAGAGCCAGCUCUGCAGAACACACCACCAUUGCAGCCCCAAUAUGGGUCUUUGGAGAGGGCUUCCCCCACACCUCCAGCUCAGACGGUGAACAACUCCCCCACACCCAGGACCGGCAGUCAGAGCCCGCUGGCUAACAAGAGUCCUGUUGCACCCGGACUUUCUAACCUUACAAACAAGAAAGGUGGCAAGAGGAUGAAAAUUGACCUGAGGAAAGGCACUGAGGGUCUGGGCUUCACCGUGGUCACCAGGGACUCCACAGUCCAUGGGCCGGGGCCAAUUCUAGUUAAGAACAUCCUACAGCGAGGGGCAGCAGUCAAGGACGGCCGCCUGCAACCUGGAGACCGCAUCCUGGAGGUGAAUGGAGUAGACAUGAUUGGUCAUACGCAGGAGGAACUUGUGGCCAUGCUGCGCAGCACCAAGCAGGGAGAGACGGUGUCUGUGCUGGUGUCCCGGCAGGAGGACCUCUUCCUGCCACGAGAGCUGAAGGGGGAGAAGGCGAGCAGUCAAGUGAUGGAGGAUGGAAGGGAGCAGCUGAUGUACGAGAUCCCGCUCAAUGAGUCGGGCUCAGCAGGCUUGGGCAUCAGCCUAAAGGGAAACAAGUCAAUGGAGACAGGAGAGGAUCUGGGAAUCUUCAUCAAGUCGAUCAUCCAUGGAGGGGCUGCAUAUAAGGACGGCCGGCUAAGAAUAAACGACCAACUGAUCGCUGUGAAUGGCGAGUCGUUGCUUGGGCGCUCUAACCACGCUGCCAUGGAGACACUGAGGCGGUCCAUGUCAUCAGACGGGAACAUGCGGGGCACCAUCCAACUUGUUGUCCUCCGGGCUUCUACACAGGCAGGUAGUGGCAACUCUGCAUUAAGAACAGCAACAAACACCAACUCCAACCAUCGACCCAACGUCAAAGCCGGCUCUAGCAAUCAGGAAACUCGGAGCCAUGACACGGAUCAGAAGCCCCUUGGACCUACCAGAACUGCUAACCCAGAGUCCACCGUGAACGGCACCGGUCACGAGCCAUCAAAGAACAACGGCUACAGCGAAUCUAGGGCUGCUCCACCCGCCUCCAACGGCAACUAUGGUCACUACAGCAACGACGAUGAAGAGCAAGGCUUCCCCCCUCCACCCUCCCCUGAUUCUGUGGAGGAAAUCAACAGAGACUUACCUGAAUCUCCGCCACACCACAGGAAGGGGCCCGGCAUGCCUGCUGCUUUCUACCCAAACAGCCAACUCAUAAGGGAAAGGGACAACGUGCCUCGCAACAGAACCUCCAAGAGCAUGGACCUGGUGGCCGACGAGAGCAACGUGGGAUCACUGGUGGGGGAGAGAAAUGAGUUCCCCUUUGGAGGAGCGCUGGGUCCCACCCUAGGCCUCAUGAAGUCCAGUUCCCUGGAGAGCCUCCAGACGGCCGUGUCCGAGGCCCAGCAGAGCCGAAGGCAAGCUGAGGUCCCAUUCCACCGACCACGACCGCACGUGGUCCGAGGUCGAGCGUGCAACCAGAGUUUCCGCAACGCUAUCGACAAAUCCUACGAUGGGCCUUCUGAAGAUGAUGAUAUGUCAGACUGCAGCUCUGGCCACGAAACACCCGCCAGCACCUCCUCUCGUCAGGACCUGGAUGCAGACGAUGGGAAGAAGAAGAAGAAAACCAAGGGAAAGAAGAAGGAGAAGAAGAGCAAGGGGAAGAAGAAGGCAGAGGUCUCAGUGGAUGACCCAGAGAAGAAGUCUAAGAAGAAAGGAUUUGGCCUCUUAAGGUUCGGUAAGAAGAAAGAGGACAAGAGCAAAGAUCCAGCUAAAGGAUCGAAGAACAGACUGGAAGCCCUGAGUGAAGAGGAGUUGGACAAGAUCCCUUACAGCAGAGAUGGCUACGAGCCACGUUAUGCUGAGAACCGCUCUGGCUACACCACCCCUGACCAGGCCUCCCUUCCCGACAUGGAAGAUGACGAAAGCGACCCCAACUACGCCCGCAUCAGCAACUUCCGCCAGGCGCCCUCUCCGCUGUCCCUGAGCCGCACCCCGUCCCCAGCUAUGCCAAGAGGGGGGCAGAUUCAACCUCAGGCCCCCCUUGAGGACAUCAACGGACUUUACGCCAAGGUGAACAAAUCCAUACCGGCGCCUGUUUCACAGAACCAGCAGCAGGCCCAGCCAGACAGCAAUCAACGGAUCCAGGGACUGCGCAGGGAGUACCAGCAGGCCCGAGCGGCUCCGGGUUAUGAGGAGCUGGAGGCAGCAAGACGCCGAGUUCUGGAGUACGACCCGAACCGGACUGCACCCAGAGGAGCUGAUUCCCAGCAAAGGCAACGGUACGAAGAUUCAGAUCUGGAUUACAAUUCACAACCCAGGAGGGAUCCGUAUGAUUAUCCCACACACUCCAGGCCUGUUCCCAGGGAGCCAAUCCCCUACCCCAGUCACUACCAAGGCCCUCCAGUUUCCAGUAACCCCAGCCGUUUGCCACUCCCCCAGUCAUCCAACCAGUCUCAGCAGGUGGCAACUAAUCAACGUUACCAACCAACCGCGCAGCAACACCGUGCAGCUCUGAGACAGGACAUCCCUCCAUCUCCGACCGCAGGCCGCAGAGGGCGGCAGUACUACGAGCCCACAGUAGGGAGAGGAGACGGCUACAGGCAGGCUAGCCCUGCCCGAUACACCAGCCCAGAUAGGUACCCCGUGGAUAGGGGGCGCUACGCCAGCCCUGACGGCUACCGUUAUGGGGAUGAAAGACAACCCGAACCGAGGCGGAAGGACCCCAUGAUAGGUGCAGUGUAAAAUGAAGCCAGUAGUGACAAAGUAAAGUCUAACACCCGGGGUCUUUGCAAAGAUUUACAUUUAACUGUAUAUAAAUAUUAACAUAUAUAUUGUUUAUGGUGGAGAUAUUAUGCAUAUUCCAGUAUUGCCAAGGUUCACAAUGAGUCAAAUUUUAAAAUGCGGAAUGAAAUGAGAUUAAAUUGCACAAAUAUUUACAAUAAACAAGCUGCCAAAUAGAUGUAUAAAAUGAAGUAAAUCCUAGCAAUGAAAGCACUGUAUUUUGUCCAGAUGGAUCAAACUAAAGGCAAUAAAGAGGGAUGACCUUGUCCAGCUCGAUUAUACACCAGAGAAACAGGAACUUCUUGUGUCUUUUAGGCCUUGAUAUUUUGCCGAUCGAACUUCUUUUACUUCCUGAUAACAAGCUGGGUUAUUUUUCUCCUUUUGUCAUUUUGCCUUUGAUUAAGUGGAUGUGGUUACCGUUUGUUGAGAUAAAUUUAAUUGUGAUAUUUUCGUGUUUUUUCCUAAUAAAGUAAAUAAAUCUCGAUCUGCACAAACUUUACUGUUAUAAGCUACGCCACCGGUAAUGAAUUAAAAUGAAGCUUUUCCUCUUUAACUUAUCAAAUCUGAAAUUAGUUGCACUGACAAAUGUUUAACAUAUGGUAUGAAUUAAAUAUUGUCAAUUAAGAGAUUUUUUUCUACAAGUACUUUGCAAUAAAUUUUGAGAUUUUCA
Messenger RNA from Girardinichthys multiradiatus, 4883 nucleotides. RefSeq names its product par-3 family cell polarity regulator beta a (gene pard3ba). Gene Ontology annotation, cellular component: apical junction complex; adherens junction; cell cortex. The record is from RefSeq and is a predicted model, not a curated record. Lineage: Eukaryota; Metazoa; Chordata; Actinopteri; Cyprinodontiformes; Goodeidae. The transcript has 24 exons. Bases 368 to 4174 code for a protein of 1268 amino acids. Gene Ontology annotation, molecular function: protein binding; phosphatidylinositol binding. Gene Ontology annotation, biological process: establishment of centrosome localization; cell adhesion; intracellular protein localization.